AAGGGGAGCAACUGUGUGGUUGCGUGUGACGUCAGCCGCUAUGGUCUGUAAAGUAUCGCUCGAAUGGCCUGUGUUUUCCCUUGCUGUUGCGGGCGUUAUGUUUACAGAGAACAUGUGAACAGCGCUAUGAACGGCAUGCCUGAAGCCGAUCCACUUACUUUUAAGCCACCAGACUGGAAAAAUUAUGUCCAACACUUUGGAUGCCUUUACAAAAGGCCCGUAGGGCACCAGUCGACCAAGUGGUCGAAAAGAUUUUUUAUCCUAAAAGAUGGUUACUUGCUAUAUUAUCCAGAGAAUGAAAAGAAAGAGAUUGAUAAGCGACAACACCUAAACAUACAUCCAAAGGGUAUCGUCCCCUUAGGUGACUGUCAGGUGAAUGCCACUCAAGAUCCAUCGCAUCAAUUUGCUUUCAUUGUCAGCAGUGCACAAAUAAAUGGUCGUAUUAUUUUAGCAGCCGAAAAUGAAUUUGAACGAAACCGAUGGGUCGAAAUGCUUAGAAAAUCAAGCCAGGUUACAUGGAAAUGUUUACAGUUGGGCAACCUAAUGAUUAAACAAUUAGAAACACAAGGCCAACAAAUGGCUCAUGAUAAACAGACCUAUUAUGAUCGGCUACAAAAUGAAGUGAUUGCAUUGUCGGAUACUAAACAAAGGGCAGAUGAACUGGAACGGUUAAAUGAAGAACUUGCUAAAGAGAAGAGUCGGAUGGAGCAACUAUUAAAAGACAUGGAAGACGACUAUCAGUGUGUGAAAGAAGAAUUAAUGGAAACAUCAACAGCCAUGGCUGAACUAGAGACAAAUAGUUCUGAAUUGUUAGGAACUUUGGAUCAACAAAAAUCAGAAUUACUGAUAUUGGCAUCCGAAAGAGAGAAAAUUCUAAAUGUUUUAAAAGAGAAAGAAGGAGAGACUGAGACACUAUCAAAGAAAAAUGAGACAUUGGCACAGACCACAGCAAACCUUCGGCAUACCCUAGAAACUAUAGAACUGAAAACUAAAGAACUCUUAUAUGAGAAAGCAGAAGCAGAGAAACAAUUGUCUGAAAAUGAUGAACGAACUUCUCAGUUGAAAGCUGAAAAGGAAUAUUUCAGUGACCAAGCUCACUCAAUGCAAGCUACUAUUUUGGAUUUAAACGCACAGAAAGAAUUGACAGAAUCUGAACUUAGGGAAGAAAUUUUGGCUCGGAUUGAUGCCGAGAGGAGGCUAAGAAAGGCCGAACAGUCAUUGCAAUACCUUGAUCAGGCAGUUACAGCCGAAACUGAAAACAUAGAAGAGGGAGUUCGAGAAGGCAUGAUAGUCAAUGUUGGAAUGUUAAAAACUUUCUUUGAGGAUCUUGCAGCAGAAUCCAAGAUUGAUGCCAACAAACCAAUUGUGAUAAAAAACAUGGUCCAUGCUCGGAAAACAUUAACAAGGAAGGCAAACACACUAAAAUUUGAAAAGAGAAGAAGAUCAUGUAGUGAUGCUCUACUGAAAAUGUAUAGGAGGUCUCAACCAGUUUUCUCUAAGAAUAUAUAUGAAUCUUCAGAAAACCGUCCUAGUUCUUUAGUACUCGAUGAUGAAGACGGCAAAACAAGAAACCCGAUCCGUCGAGCCAAAACUUCAGUAACGCAAUCUUCAAAAUACUUAGCUAAAGACACCAAUAAUUCUGAUAACCUCUUACAGCCUUUAAUGAAUGAUGAAUGUGUGCUUUCCGAACGUAUGUGAUUCACAAAGAGAUGUUUCUAUAUACGACCAACAUUUCCAACAUCUAUCAGCAGACGCACCUAAAUAAUCAGACUCUGGUGUUUGUUAAUUAAUAACUCCUCCAUACCAAUUAUGCCCAUCUCAUAAUUACAUUCAUGUAAUAUAUUUAACUGAAAAAGCAAAAAAAAAAUUUAAUGACAACAGUAAUUAUAAUACUAUUACUGUUAUAUUUAAACAAGUUCUAUCCCUUUCUCUUUCUCCUUCCCCCUUUUUUUCUCUUUUUUAAAAAAAUUCUUUGGUUUUUCUAGGGAUUUUUUUUUUUUUCAAUUUUUUAAGAAAUAAUUUACAUAGGGAAGGAAAACUAUUGUUGUUAUUGCUGACAUUUGACAUCUUUGUUUUUUGAUUCCUUAAUGUCCACAUAAUAGUGUUAAUAUAAGUUAUAUUUCCGAAUGUCCAAAAGAAAAAAAAAUAUAUUCUAAAAUUCAAAAAUGGGUUCCUUGGAUGGAAUUAUUAAAUGAGUGCCAACAUGUUUUAGAAGUCCAUCUGGUUAAAUUAGAAAAAUUUCUUUAUGGAAGCACAAAGUCUUCAUAUUCACAGAAGUGAGGAAAUGGGAUUAUUAUACAUUCAUACCUUUCUCAGGGAUAGAUAGGUGGCAUUUAUCUGCGCCUCAAGGUGAUUAGCAGUGACAAUAUAAGUGAAAUAACUACUCCUGUCAGUUUAACCCCAAUAUAUUACUGCUAUAACUCAAUGAGAGUUUAUCACUGCAGUACAUUCCUUGUAAAUAUAAUAAAGAAAUGAGUGAAUACAGGAUAAUUAACCAGUGUAUUAUUAACUAUUAAUUAGACACAUUACUAAGCAAAAAAGAUUUUCAUUUCUUAGAUGAAAAAGGAAAACUUAUAUAUUAAAUGAUUUUAGAAAUAGCAAAUUUAGAAUAAUUAUAAUAAUGACCUUAUUGUAUACAAUGUUCGGGGGAACUACAACUGCUUGGAUGCAGGAUAUUGUAAGAUGGCUUAUAGUGUUGAAUUAGAUGGAAGGAAGAAUUGGUAAAAUUGGUACAGUAUUGGUAUAAGAUAAAAAUAGCUUAUAGUACUUGAUUGUGUUUUUUUUUUAUAUUUUAUAUUUCUGAAUUCAUGAUCCACCCAGGUCAACUUUGAUCAUCCAUCUUCCCGAGAUUGAUAGAAAUUAAUACCAGACAGGUAUUGAGGUUGAUAUAUGAUCAACAGUGUCCUUGAAAGUUGUGCCCCAGCAUGGCCACAAUCUGAAAACUGAAAGAAAGUAGAACAAAAGGAAAAGUUAAAUAAGUUGAAAAUGUUUUUACACCGCCAUUAAAAUGUUACUUAAAAAACCAGCAAUUUUUGUAAUUGCAAUUUAAUUUUAGUAGUUAUUGUUAUGAUUCUUGUUGAUUACCAUUUAUUCUUUUUUUUUAUAUUUAUCUAACCCUUUCAUUAAUGUAUUUCUCUCAACUACUCUGCCUUGUAUCAAUUAAAAUAAUUAUGUAUUUAGUGAAAUAACUUAGUCAUUACUAAGCUGGUAUUUGGAACAUAAAUUAACAUGAAAUUUUGAUGGAAGGCUUUUAAUUUAGAUCUCUUUAAAACAGGAUAUUUGUAUCAUAGAACCAGAGUCAGUCUUAGAUUGGUUGGUAUUGAAAGGGUUAACUAUUGAAUAUCAACCAAAAUAUCAAAUACUGAGUCUUUCAUCUCGUUAAGGGACUGUUCAGAUAAAUAUGCAUAAUUGCUAACUCAUUAAAUUGGAGACAUUCUCUCCUAAGAUUUCCUUAAAAUAAAAUAAAAAUUAUUAUAAUUAUUAUCUUUCUCAUCAAGGCAGCAUGCUGGCAGAAUUGUUAGAGUACCAGAAGUAAUGCUUUGUGGUGUUCAUUCCAACUCUUUACAUUCUGAGUUCAAAUGCUGCCAAGUACCAGUUAAGCACUGAGUCGAUGUACUCAACUUACCAUCUCCCCAUAAAAAACUGCUGGCCUUGUGCCAAAAUUAGAAAGAAGUAAAGGCAGUGAGGUGGCAGAAUUGUUGCCAGAUAAAAUGCUUUGUGGUUUUUCUUCUAGCAUUUUACAUUCUGAGUUCAAAUUCUACCAAGGUUGACUUUGUCAUUCUUUUGGAGGUGAUAAGUAAGUACCAGUGAGUUCUGGGGCCAAUGGUAAUAAUUUACCCGGCUCUCAUAAAAUUGCAGGCCUUAUGCUAAGAUUAGAAUUAUUAUCAUUGUGAAGGUCUAUCGAUGGCUGAAUAGAGCAACAGAUAAAAAUACCAUGUGAUGCUGUGUAGGAUUGCAGACAGCAGAAUAAAGCAGCAGGUGAAAUACCUUGUGGUAUUGUGUAGGGCUGUGGGUCGUACAAUAGAGCAACAGAUGACAUUGUGUAGAGCUGUGGUUGGGCAGUAGUUAGAGCAAUAGAUAGAAUACUGGGUCUUACUUAGUUACAUUCUUUUAAGUUCUCAGUUCAAAUCACACUGAGACCAACUCUAAGUACUUGAACUGCUUUGAGUCCUUCAGCACUCAAUAUAUACCAAUACUAUAUAGUAAUCAAUUUCAUUGAUCACCUUUUAUCUUUAAAAAAAUUUGGCCAUUAUUAUCGUCUAAGACAUUAACACACAUAACAUAUCAGGCUUAUAUAUAUAUAUAUAUAUAUAUAUAUAAAUUCUGUUUCAAGCAGCUUGAAAUGGUCGUACUACAUCACUUCUUAAUAUUUUAUUGCUUAUUUUGAUUUUAUUCACCUUCAAGCUAUUCGGAUAACACCAGACUGACUUGGUGCUUCAAGUACAUAAUUCAACUGAAUCUCAAUUUUUUCUGUAUAAAUAUAUAUUUACCGGGCAGUUGAUUGGCAGAAGCAUAUCUGCAUUGACCUUGUUGUAUUUGCUUGUACCCUUUUAUGCUUCAAGUUCAAAUCUCACCAAGGUCAGCUUUGCUUUAUAUCUUUUUACAGUUGAUAAAAAUAAAGCACCAAUAAAGCUUGGGGCAAUUUAAUUGAUUUACUGCUCAUGACAAAAAUAUUAGUGGCCUUGUACCUAUGUUAGGAUUUAUUAUUAUUAUUACUACUACUACUACUACUACUACAAAUGUCCCAUAGAAAUUGGCAAGUUGACAGUGAGCUGAAUCUGUGACCUACUUUCAGUUCUUGAUUGAAGUCUAAUCACUUAUAUUACUUACCAUUCUUGAGAUAAGCAUGAAUGUUACAACUUCACAUUUUCCCUGCCUGUGUAAAUAUUGAGUCCUUGUGCUUCAUCAAAAGAAAUCUUUUUUUUUCUUUUUUUGGUUGAUGGUUCUUUUUACUCGAGUCGGUGUGUAUCUGCGUUUUACAAUAGGUACACCUUAUCCCUGUAUGCUGUAACUAAAAGAAUUAGUGACAGGAAGGGCAUCCAACUGUAAAACACUACCUCAAAAAAGAGGACCAUGAUGGCAAUAAUUGAACUGUUAUAAGGUCCACAAGGUUAGACUCUACUUUAACUAGGAAAAUGACCUUAAAACAUUUGUUGAUCUUUUAUUUGAGACAGUUGUUGGGAUGGAGUACGUUAUAGACUUUCAUACUGGACAAUUUACCAUAUCUAAUUUUAAUAACCCAUUGUUUUUAGUUCAGGUCUCUUGGUGUCAUUUAACUAAGUACAAAUACUGGAGAUCAGUUAAACUGUUUAUAACACCUUGCACCCUGCCACUUACAAAAAAAUUAAAAAAUUAAAAAAAUAAUUCUGGCCUUACUUUAAGCUAAAAUAAACCUAUAUCUUUUCUGGAAGACAUGUUGGGUAAAUGAUAAAUUUCUGACCCCUUAUUUGUGGAUUUGUUUUCUACAGCAAGCAUUGUGCUGUAUAUUUUGCAAACCACUGGAUUCUACUUCUAUGAGGUUUCAAUGGAGUCUAAAAAUGCUGACAGCCAGCUUCAAGAUGCCCUCUGGGCUGUAAACUUCAAGAUCAACCUCACCUGGUGGUUGCAGAUGCUCUUCCAAAGCACAAUCACAUAAAUAGCAGUUAUGAAUUAUCUCCCUUAUCUCUAACCUCAUUUUGAUCCUGACUCUUGCCUAGAUGUAAUCCCUAUUUCCUCCUUUCAAAUCCUCCAUCUGAUGCAAACAUGACGGUGUAACAACAAUGACCACCAUACACCUGUGUGCAGCAGAGCUGCAAAAACAAGAAAAGAGAGGAAAAAGAUUCUGUGCCUAAUUAAGAAAUCAUUUUGACAAUUAUUUCUCUGCUAAUUUUAUCAUAAUUGUUCACUGUAUGUCGAAGUGUGCAGUGUGGUCCUCAGAUAAGAAGAGACCUAAUAAUUCUAAAAUGGAUCUGUGAAUCAGUCACUUGACCAACUAACUGCAAGUUAUAGGUCUGCAAAAACAGAUCUGAGCAGCAACUAUACAACAAUAACAACAAGAUUUGUUUCCUACCCAUUUAACAUUGGGUUGCUCUAUACCAACAAACACUGUAGACUGGUUGAGUGUCUGACUAAAACACUGUACAGUUGUAUAUGCAUCUCUUUAAGUCUUGUGUUGACUUUGUCUGUCAAUAAAAUAAGUACCAGUCAUGUACUGGGGUCACUUCAAUCAACUAUAUUACCCUCCAUCCCAACAAAAUUGUGGCUCUGUGCCAAGAUAGUAGUACCCUACUGAAGUUGGCAGAAACAAUGAAACACUAGACUAAAUAACACCCUUAUAUACAUAUUGCACCAGCAAGGGAACCUCUAAGGAGUUGGUUGACUGUAGCAAGGGAGCCUCUAAGUACUUGAACUGCUUUGCUAGGAAUAACAGGCAAAUCUCCCUACCAUCUUAAAAAGGAAUGCUAUCAUAAGCAAUAUUGUCCCCGAUAUAUAUAUAAAGGAGUGACUGGGUUACCAUUUAUAAUCAUAAAGUUAAAUAACAAUAAUACCUUUCAGUAAACUCUUUCGGGAGUUGACUUAGCCCUUCAACCAUCCAGGGACCACAAAUAUAAGGAUUAGUCAUGUACUGAGAUUGAUUCAAGCAACUAUAUCUUUCCCCUCUUAUUAUUUUCAAUUCAUGUCCCUGUACCAAUAUUAAUGAUAACUGGGACAUAGCACACCACCAGUUCAUGAGCUGAAGCUUUCGACCCUUCGGACUGUGAGCUGGUAGCCCCCUACUCAUGUUGGUUCAGUAAGCUGUGAUAUUUAUAAAUAAUGUUAUAGGGAAACUGAUUUUGUGACAAGAUACAAUAGGAAACAAGUUAUAAAUUGCAUCCCCUGCAUUAUCACUCAACCUGCUAGAAAUAGCAACCAAAAUCUCCCUUAAAUUAUACCUUGCCAUCUUAAAAAAAAACCAGAAGAAUACAUUGGAUAAUAUUGUCCUAGAUGUACAAUGCUUAAGAGAAGGAUAGUCUGUUCAUAUAGUCCUUGAUACACUAUGCCUGAAGUUAAAACAAGACUGUUACAGCAUUAUGGUUUGAAUAUCGUUGACCCAAUCAGAAGUGACCUGUGGUUAAACAGUGAUUAAAACUAUAUAAAGAAACUUUUGAAAGAUUUUUUUGUUGAUAAAAUGAAUAUUGAUCUUAAACCUUAUUGGUUCAUUAUAUCAUCUUUGAAACAUUUGGUUUUGAACGCAGAUGCUUGACAGCAAGUCAACCAUGAAAGAACUUGACAAAAGUCAAGUCAAGACUGGAAAAAAAAAAAUACCUUCUCUCGGCUACUGAUUACAAUAUGGAAUCGGCUGAUGCUAUAAGGCACAAGUGGGGUGAAAAUGGGACAACCAAGUAUCAAAACUUGGUUGCAAAAUUGUAUCUUGUAUCUUGGAUCUCUAAGAUGUGGUCACUUUUAUAUUUUUUUUUAAUUAGUUGUUUAAAUUUAUUAUUCAGACAAGUUGAUGUAACUCAUAUCUAUGUUCUUUAUAACAUUUUUGCUAAAUUUAUAAAAGAAAAUAUAACAUUCUUUUUAAAUAUUAAAUUCAAUAAAAAGGGUUAAAAAAAAAACAAAAAACAACAUAUUUACCUUAGAUCUUUCUGCA
Octopus sinensis (East Asian common octopus) is the source of this 7612-nucleotide messenger RNA. RefSeq names its product pleckstrin homology domain-containing family D member 1. The record is from RefSeq and is a predicted model, not a curated record. Bases 64 to 1698 code for a protein of 544 amino acids. Lineage: Eukaryota; Metazoa; Mollusca; Cephalopoda; Octopoda; Octopodidae. The transcript has 15 exons.